AUGCAUAAUCCUGAGGCGAACCAUCAAUUAUCACAAGAUGAAACUUUGAAGAAGUUCGAGACGGAGAAUCUCACUAGACUUGACGACGAGCGUGCAGAAGAUCGACAACUGCUAUCGCACGAAGAAGAAAAGAAGUUGUUACGCCGGGUAGACUUGCGUCUUAUGGUACUAUGUGCAGUUAUCUUCAUGAUUAAGAAUGUCGAUGCCAACAACGCUGCAAACGCUCGCAUCAUGAACAAGGGCACACCUCGGAAUAUUCUGACUCAGCUCGAGAUGACUGGCGACGAGUACAAUUUCGUGAACACUAUUUACUUUAUACCCUUCAUCGUGUUCGAAAUCCCGUCAAAUCUGAUUGUGAAGAAAAUGCUUCCUUCGAGGUUCCAGUCUAGGAUAAUGGUAACUUGGGGCAUUGCGCUAGCAUGUCAUGCCGCUGUUACAACAAAGGGAGGGCUCUACACCGCACGAUUUUUCCUCGGACUCUGCGAGGCUGGAAUGUUCCCAGGAAUCGUCCUUCAAAUGACAUACUGGUACCGUGCGGAUGAAAUGACUUGGCGCUUUUUGAUUUUCUAUUCAUUCGAAUUUUUUGCCAACGUUGUUAGUGCUUUGCUUGCGUUCGGUUUCGACCAUAUGAAUGGCAUGAAAGGAUUAUCUGGAUGGCAAUGGUUUUUCUUGCUGGAGGGAGUAUUUACAGUUGCAUUUGGAAUUUUGAUAUGGUUUAUUUUACCCGACUUCCCUGAUCAAGCCAAAUGGCUUACUGAGAAGGAAAAAGCCUUCCUCAAGGCUCGACUUCCCGCAAACGCUCCACGUUCAGACGAGGUGAACUUCAAUUGGAAAGAGAUCGUUGAAACCUUGAAAGACCAACGUCUCUGGCUGUUCACACUAAUGUGGGCGACCAAGACCGUUGGCUCUUCUGGUCUUUCAUUUUAUCUUCCUGAGAUUGUGUCUACGCUGAAACUUACGUCAAUUGCCCAGAGCCAGCUCCUGACUAUUCCUUCUUCAGUACUCCCGAUACUGCUGAUCGCUGGGCAAACCUUCUUGACAUGGAAGCGGAAUGUACCAUAUCCAAUCAUUCCUUUUGUAUACAUGUCCAUUACGCUGAUUUGCUACGCGGUUCUCUACACGUAUCCAAAUGUCGGAGGGGUGUAUGCUGCCACAGUCAUCGCUGCUUCGGUAUCGUUGGCAUGGUUCUCUUCAGCAUGGCCAUGGCGACUUCAAACGACUUCGAAAGCCACGGGCUCCGCCUUCGCCAUCGCCUUCUCUAAUUCUCUCGGUCAGAUUGGGUCAGUUGUCGGGCCACAGAUUUUCCGUGUCAAAUAUGCUCCAAGAUACUCAACUUCCUUCGGCAUUGCUAUGGGUUUCACCGUCAUUUGCCUCGUCACGAUUGCCUACACCUGGUGGGUAACGAGAGAGACAGAGAGACAGACACGAUACAUACAGAAGCAAAGGAUCGCCGCGGCACGAAACGGUGGAUUUAUCACACAAGACGUAGAUAUCAACGCGGACUUUCGAAAUCGGAAGGACGGAGCGGCCUAG
Molecule: messenger RNA, 1533 nt
Organism: Aaosphaeria arxii CBS 175.79
Lineage: Eukaryota; Fungi; Ascomycota; Dothideomycetes; Pleosporales
Product: putative pantothenate transporter
Exons: 9
Coding region: 1-1533 (510 amino acids)
Biological process (GO): transmembrane transport
Cellular component (GO): membrane
Molecular function (GO): transmembrane transporter activity
Source: RefSeq, a predicted model, not a curated record